This is a messenger RNA of Physeter macrocephalus (sperm whale), 1579 nucleotides long. RefSeq names its product WD repeat domain 54 (gene WDR54). Gene Ontology annotation, molecular function: protein binding. The coding region runs from base 432 to 1463 and encodes 343 amino acids. The record is from RefSeq and is a predicted model, not a curated record. Lineage: Eukaryota; Metazoa; Chordata; Mammalia; Artiodactyla; Physeteridae. The transcript is spliced from 11 exons.
GGUGGCGGCGGAUUCGGAGGCAGGGAACGCUUCUCGUGUCCGGCAAGCUGCUGGUGUCAACUCUGACCUGGUCCGGGGGCUUCGGGGAGCCAGGCCGAGGGAGGAAGGGCCUGGGGGCUACCCUGCUAUAUCCCGCCUUGGCUCGGGUUCUUGGGGCCAUUGAGUCCUGGGCCACCGCAAUUCCUCCUCUGGGAACCCCUGUCGCGUCAUGACUCAGCCCUAGGGUUCCUCUCGCCUGCUCCACAAUACCCUUCCCACGCCAUGUGAUCCCCCAUCACCAUCCUCGAGGCCCUCAUUCACAUCAUUACCCAAUCUCAGGGGUCUCUCCCAGUGCCUCGUGACAGCCCCCACUCCCACCUCCCAGCCCCCGCAGGAAUCUCCGCUGUCGUCUGUCUUCCGCGCGCCUGCGAUUCGGACGUCUCUCCCCAAGGAUGUUCCGCCGGGAGCGCUCCAUCCCCCUUCGAGGCUCAGCCGCCGCCCUGUGCAACAACCUCAGUGUGCUGCAGCUGCCCGUCGGCAACCUCACACAUUUUGGAGUAGUCCAUGGACCCAGCGCCCAGCUUCUCAGCGCUGCUCCUGAGGGUGUGCCCUUGGCCCAGCGCCAGCUCCAAGCUCAGGAGGGCGCUGGAGUGAGCCCCCCACUUAUCACCCAGGUCCACUGGUGUGUCCUCCCUUUCCGAGUAUUGCUGGUACUCACCUCACAUCGAGGAAUACAAAUGUAUGAGUCUGAUGGCUCCGUCAUGGUCUAUUGGCAUGCACUGGAUGCUGGAGAUUCCUCUCUAGUGCAGGCUGUGUUUGCCCGAGGAAUUGCUGCCAGUGGCCACUUCAUCUGUGUGGGAAUGUGGUCAGGCCGGGUACUGGUUUUUGACAUCCCAGCCAAGGGUCCCAACAUUGUACUGAGUGAAGAGCUGGCUGGGCACCAGACACCAGUCACAGACAUUGCCACCGAGCCUGCCCAGGGACAGUUGGAUUGUAAACCUCUCGAAAACAGGGACUGUGUGGCUGACAUGGUGACAGCAGAUGACUCAGGCUUGCUGUGUGUCUGGCGGUCAGGGUCCGAAUUCAAAUUAUUGACCCGAAUUCCAGGAUUCGGGGUCCCGUGCCCUUCUGUGCAGCUGUGGCAGGGGACCAUAGCAGCAGGCUAUGGGAACGGGCAGGUGCGUCUGUAUGAAGCCAGUACAGGAACUCUACAUGUCCAGAUCGACGCCCACGCCCGGGCCAUAUGUGCCCUGGAUCUGGCUCCUGAGGUGGGCAAGCUACUCUCUGCGGCUGAGGACACCUUUGUACACAUCUGGAAGCUAAGCAGAAGCCCAGAGGGUGGCUACAUUGAGGUGGAGCACUGUCAUGGAGAGUGUGUACCCGACACCCAGGUGUGUGGUGCCCGAUUCUGUGAUCCCUCAGGCAGCUCCUUUGCUGUGACUGGCUACGACCUCGCUGAGAUCCUGAGAUUCAGCAGCAUGUGAGAGAAAAGCAGCCCUCCGUUUCCCCUGUGCCUAUCCCCAGUCCAGCAGGGGAAGGGGAGGCCAAGCUGGCCAACCUGCUACAAACAGCGCCGACUCCAGAGCCCAACUGCACACCG